Messenger RNA from Biomphalaria glabrata, 8122 nucleotides. RefSeq lists its product as uncharacterized. The transcript is spliced from 17 exons. Lineage: Eukaryota; Metazoa; Mollusca; Gastropoda; Planorbidae. The record is from RefSeq and is a predicted model, not a curated record. Gene Ontology annotation, molecular function: protein binding. The coding region runs from base 1 to 3438 and encodes 1145 amino acids.
AUGGCAUUCUUUUAUGGGGGGAAAUACUUUGACAAAAGAGGAUGCUAUGUCAUUCUACCUGUCUCCCCUUUUGGAAGAUUCGAUUCUAAUGACAACACGGCGGAAGUGGAUGAAGAAAUUGAAGUGCUAGAAGGACCAGAGGUUGAAAUUGUGGACUCCUUCGACGAUAGUAUAAAUUGUAAAUUGGAUAUGGAAUCUAACAAUACUGAUUCAGAAAACAUAAGCACAAAAGAUGCUUCUGCAGAUCAUGCAACAAAUAGCUAUCAACCUGGCACAGAGCCGGAUAACAAAUAUUAUGAAGUUGAAGCUAUCAUUGCGGGACCUAAAAAGCGAAGAGAACAUCUUUUUAAACUGUGUUAUAAAGUUCGCUGGAAGGGCUAUGGACCUGAAGCAGACACUUGGCAACCACUUGCUGAUUUAGCCAAUGUUCAAGAUAUGAUUGAGGAAUUUAAAAAAGAGAAGGCGGUAGAAGCUAAGAAAAGAAAGCAGAAGCCUGCUGUUGAAGCUCCUGAGCCAAAAGAAAUUAAAGAACAGACUUCAGAUUCAAAUUCUCCUUCAGACGACAUGGAUAAUGAGGCCCAGCAGUAUGAUCCUGAAUAUGGAACUGUCAAGGAUAAGUUUUGGAAGGAUCUGGAAUUGGGACGUGUUGAUCAUUAUUCAGAUCUGUUUUCAGGAGACAUGUACUCCAAAAUAAAAGGCUGUCAGAGAACUGCUCAUGCUGAAGCAGUGGCAAAUAUUCACAAGCAACAGUCACAUGGGAAGCCCAGUGUUAGCCCUCUGACAGUGAAACCACUGAUAUCACCACCUGCACCAAAGGCACAUUCAAGUAGACGGCACAGGGGUGCUUUGAACACAUCACUUCCUAAGUCAUCUCCCACAACUGGGGCCACAAGAUCACAACUUUCACCUGGCAAAUCCCGCAAAAGAUCUUGUGAACCAUUCAGUGCUAAAGGGUACACAUCUUCAAAACGUUCUCGCAGGUCUAGGGAACUGAAAUCAGGGAAUAUGUCGCCAGAAAAGAAACGAGUCAGUAUUAGUUCUGUCACCUCAGAGACUAUUGGUGUUGUCACAACCACCAGCCCAGUGUUAACUCCGCCUGUGGUCCCCAACUCCAGAACUGCUACAUUUUUCAGCCAAGAGCCUGGUGUUACCACUAUCACUUACUCAAAUACUUCUCUACAGAACUAUAAGCCAUCAGACGAUGAUGAAGAAGAAAGUGAAGGCAACAGCAGAAUGACUGUCACCUCUGAGACAAUGUUAACUGUCACCACAGAGACCAAGUUAUUGGAUAUGAAUGAACUAUUGCUGUCUGAUGAUGCAACACCCACUAAUGAGUCAGUUUCAUGUGCCACAGUUAAAUGUAUCAAUGGUGCUGCAAGUUCUAAUGAUUCAUUGUCUGAUUUUCAAGAAGCCAGUGGAGCCACAUCCAGUGAAAACAUGUCUGCUCCAAAAGAUACAAACCAAAGAUCCACAUUAGACACACAGUCAGAAGCCUGUGGAGCAGUGGAGCGAACACAUGAUCAAGAGUGUCUCUGGGGUGGGGCAUGCAAUAGAUCAGAUUGCAGGGCUAACCGCAGACGCAAUAUGAAAAACGGCAAAGAACAAGCUGGUGGGGGGCCUCCGCAUAUAAAAGAUGAAAGCCCCCACUCGCCACAGAACUCUCAAGAGCAUGGUUCAGAAAAUGUAUCUCAAAGUGCUGGCGCUUCUACUGACAAGACAAGUGGCACUUUCAGAGAUAAUUCUUUGUCUCAGUCUAGAAACUGUACAGCUGAUCCUGGCAAUACUUCUCCUAUGUCUAAACCUGAAUCAUCCAUAAAAUCUCAUCGCCAUAGUUUUUCUUCAACAGGUGUCAAUAUGAAAAAAUCAUCUACCCCCGUUUACAGCUCUGACUCCAGUUUUGAAGAGGCAUUACACCCUUCUGUACCUUUAAAUAGAGAGGCUUUAAAGAGCUCUUUCAGUCACUUGGACCCACAAGCACCUCCUUUGCAUUUAGACAGCACUUACAUACGGAACUCUUCAGCCAUACAACCUGGCACAUCUGAAACAUGCACAGUACCAUCUGGGGUCAGAAAAAACUCUGAUCUUACAGAGAGGCCAGGCUUAUUUAGUGACAGUGCUUUCAGCUUUAUGGCCCAUGAUUUUGGAAGGGCCUUAAGCCAAACAGUACCUCUACCUACAAGCGGCAUUAAUCUGAGCUCUCCCGGGAAAGAGAAUUUUGGCAACUCCACAGUCUCUAAGUCAGGUAGUCGUGACCGAUUGCAUGGCAUUAUGGAGGUUGACUCGAUGGAGCCUCAGUUUGAAUCUUCUGUCCCAUCACAGUCUCGGAGUCUUGGAGAAUCACAAGAGAUGAGGGCUAGAAAAAGGAUGAGUGAGCUUUCACAGCCAUUAGAGAAAAUACCUUCUCCUAAUUCUAGACGAGAUUCAGAUCUUGACAGACGUAUAAGCACAUUGACUUGUGAUGAAUUGGAAGAUUUGGUGGAACAGGGAGAAGAAAGAUUGAGUUCAAAAGAAGUUGGCUUUGUAACAAAUGCUGAUCUUCUGCAAGCUGUUAACUUGGGUAAAGCUGAAGUAGUGAAGAGAGCCAUUAGACAGUCUAGUAUGUCUGAGAAAAAGCUAGAUUUUGAACAGCCAGACAAUACUGGCCUCACAUUACUCAUGAGGGCUGUGCAGAAAGGCUCACUUGCUAUUGUUGAGAUGUUAUUGGAACAUGGUGUGGAUGUGAAUGCCCAACAAACUAAUGGUAACAGUGCACUGAUGCUAGCUGCAGAACAGAAUGGUGUUUGCUUAGUAGCCCUUCUUCUAAAAUAUGGAGCCAACAGUAGUUUGUAUACAGUUCACUCAGACCAAGCAGAAACAGCAUUGAUGAAGGCCAUCAAACGCCAGCACAGAGAAGUUGUUAACCUGAUGCUACGUGUGGGAGUUAAUAUAGCUGCUCCUAAUUGUACCAGUAUUUCUGCUUUGGAGUUGGCUAUUGAGAGAAGAAAUCCACAAAUUGAGGCUCUCGUUUCAGCGCAUUAUCAAAGGUUGGAGCAAGCUUUCCGAAGUAGAGUCUUGGUGACAUUAGAAGAGACUGCCCAACUUUUAGAGCCCUUAUUUCCCUUGCAAUGCUUUCCCCUUCGAGAGUCUCAAGAGUUUCUGGUCAAAUUCAACAGUAACAUUCACCCAGUAGCUCAAGGGGAAGGCUUUCUCCUCUUCAUUGCGCAUACCAAAAUCAACGACAAAGGUGUACGAUGUAGAUUCCAUGGCAGUUGUCCAAUAGGUGCUGUUACACUUAAUGGAGUCAAGCAAACACCACUAACAAAGGAGGUCAACUUUGUAACAUCAUGUCAUCCCAUUAUACCUGGCUGCAAUACAUUGAUCAUUCACAAACUAGAGGAUUACACUUCAAAGGCCAAAUUAAUUGUGCAAGCUUUCAGAGCCAAACUUUUGCCUUGUUGAUUGCAAAGAUAAAGAUUAUUUGGGAUUGGUUGAAACCACAGAGAAAAAAAACUAAACAAACAUUUCAAAGAUUGUGGUGGAAAGCUCUGCAGGAACUUACAGCUCAACAUUUCAUUUGGCAGGACUUAUUUAUUUGUACUAUUUAUACCUUUUUAUACACAUGUUGUAUUUGAUUGAACAUUGCAUUGAAUUCAUACUGGUGAAUUGAUGUUACAUUUUAUAUUUCUGUUUUGUUUCCCAUUUAUAUUUCAUUCAAUGACUCUUCUUGUUGAUAUUCUCUUGUAUUUUUUUUUUUAAUUCUUAGACAGUGGUUUUCAAGUCAUGGGUCACAACCCUCUCAAUAGGGGUUACAAAAAGUUUCAGUAUAGAAACUUUGGACAUUUUAUUUUUUACAAGUCAUUUAAUUCAUAUUUCUUAAAAUUCUUUAAUUGGGGUAAUUGCAAAAAAAAAAGAACAAAAUGAGAACCGCUGAUCUUUGAUACUUGAAUGGUUUGGUUGAUGAUUCCUUGUCAAAUUUAUUGUUUUGGCUUUAUGCUUACAACUUGUUAGUUUUUUGUUCAAUAACUAAAGGGCUAUCUAAAGAAAGUUGAAGCUUUGCCAAGAACAUGGGUUAAACAAAUAUCACAGUAAAAAUGUACAAAUAAUUGUUCUCAUAGCCUAAUUGGGAAAGUGGCGAAAGAUUAAAAACUCUAAAAAUGUAUUUAAGAGAAAUUUCCUCAAAUUUAAUGUAAUGUUUCCUUAGGAUCUUAAUCUUUGUAUGUUGUCAUUUGUGUUAUAUGUGUAUCAUUUAGUACAUUAGAUGUUUGCAAUUGAGGAAAAUAUCUGUUUCAAUGUGAUAUGGGUGCCUCUUGUUAAAUCUAAAAUAUCUGUGUUGAUGCUGCUGAUGUGAUGUAGUUGGUGACUUUGUUGAAUAUGUCAUGAAGUAAAAAGAGAUAUGUGUUAAUGUAUUGGUAGAGUCUUUAUUUCCAUCUGUGAUAUAGGAUGAACCCUUGUACAUUGCACAUUUAUGCUUAAUUUUGAUUACCAUUGAAUGAAAUGAAUUGUCUGAAAUAGUGACUCACAAAUCCUUCAGCAUGAAAUCCUGACCCUUCAAAUUGACUAUUUACACAUUACAAUGGAAUUUUCUCUCCUUCCCUUGAUUACAUCUCUCUCAUACACUACUGAAUCAACUUUAGAGAUUGCAUUUUAUGUCAAGAUAUGCUUACACCAGUGUUUAUCAAACAUGUACUAGUGAUACCUCUGUAGUCCACAAAAUUUACAUUAGCAUUCUCAGCUUCAGAAAAUUGUUCUCCCUUGUCUACAAGGCACUAUGUUCAAUUAAUUUAUGAAGAGGUGGUAGGGGCUGAUACUAUAGAGAGCAUGUACUUUUGUAAUGGUCUUGAUAUUUGUAAGAUUAUCUUUUGUGUUGAUCAAGACGUCCUCUAGCGAACCUGUUUUGUUCACUCCUGACAUCAACUAAACAAUGUUACUUCAUUCAGAGAAAUUUGUUUGUUUGACAUAAGACAGGUAGAAUGGCAUAGACUUAUUGAAAUGGCUUCUUGCAAAGAAUGUUUUGAAUUGAUCUUAUCAUGAUACCUCUUGCAAUAUGUAAGUGCCUACAUAGAAGGAUAAAAAACUUUCGCUUUAUUUAAAAAUUAUUUUAAACAUUGAUAAUACUUGGAAGAAGAAGAAGAAGAAUGUCACUCAUUUUUAAAGGGGGUAUUUUAAACAUUGGUACCAGUAAUAAUGGUGUUCUUAGUUGGUUCAUAAUCAAAUAUGGAUUUAUGACUACAAUGCAAAUAUGACAAAUUGUGUCUUUGAAAAAAAAAUUGUCUUUGUUCACCCUUUCACCACAUCGCGUGAAUCACCCCACAGUUUGAUAAACCCUGUCUUACAUUUUCAACUAAAUGUCUAACUGCAUUAUUUCAGUUGAAAACUAAAAUGUCUAUGACUUACAAACAACAUAUUCUUCUGCCACUGUUGAAGUUGGUUUUCCUUUAAAGAAUCCUGAGAGUAAGCUUUUUCAUAUCUGUUCCUAGAGUAGACUUUUCAUGUCUACAUAAAACCCUAUAUUAAAAUAAUUGACUAUAGGUUGAGAAAUAAUGGUUUGAUCUCUUCAAGUCACAUCAUGAAUGCAUUAUCUAUACAUGUUGUCUUUAACCUCUGAGUAUGAGUGAUAUCUUGUGUGAUCAAGAGAAACAUUACAUAUAUAUUUGUGAACAUAACAUUUUGGUUAAAUUGCAUGAAAAAAUUUUCAUCUAGCAUUUACAAAAAAAAAAUUUUUUUUUUUCGUUUAGUUUUUGUUGGUCUGUGCAAAUUAUUUUUUUUAAUUACUUAGCUUUUUUUUUUUUUAAACCCUUUUCUCUGAAAAAUAUUUUCAUUAAAAAUUUGUAUCAAAGAAUUCAUCCUUUGACUUGUAGAUCAAUGAAAAUAACUUUAAAAUUUCCUUUGAAUUUGUGAAUAAACUAUUUGCUCAUCUGUCACUUACUUUUGUCUUAAAGGUACUGUGGCAGUUCGCAUAACCAAAUUGCUCCAUUUUUCCACAGUCAGCAGCAGUUCUUAGCAGGAUAUCAGGAGAGAGGCUGGUCCAUUCUUUUAUGGUGUCCAGACAGCUUUUCUUUGGACAACCAUUUUUUAAAAAGUCAACCAACUAAUAGAUGUAUUUUUUCAUUUAAAGUGCACUUUUUAGUAUUUUGUUCUUUGUCACUAAUUCAUCACUCAAAUAUAUUCUUUCAGACUUUUGAAUUUUGUGAACUCUGAACUGCUGUUGAUAAAACACUAUCUGAUUUUAUUUUAUUUUGUACAACUUAUAGACUUAAGCCAAAUGAUAAUUUGACCCCUAGUUUUCGUAAGCCAUUUCAUUUAGUAAUUUUAGUCAUUAGGUGUCUAGUACAUUUGUGAGAGCAAAAGGAUGCUUUUUUUUUUCAUUUAUAAUCAUUGUUGUUCAGCCAUCUAAUAAAGUGACUAGUUUUAUAUACAUAUUUUUUUUUCCACUUUUGGUUUUGUCUGGCUCUUCAAAUUAAUUCUAUUUUAUAUCAUAUUUCACCUAGCUUGGCCAUCAAUAGAUGGUUUUGUAUAACUUUUCAAUUCAAUUAUAUUUCACAUUGCUUGGCCAGAUGAAAUUUUGAUGCCUUUUAUAUACUUCUUGCUCAGACUGAAUAAAUGGCGAUUGAGGCUGCUUCAUCUUGGAAUUAUUUUUCGUUCUUUGACAAACUGAAUUGUAAAUUUGUUCUCUUUAUUCAUUUAUAGAUGUUUUUAAAAAGUUAGGUUGUAUUUUUAUUGUUGUCUUUUUUUUUUUUUUUUUUUCCAAAUCUGUAUAUUAAGUUAUGGCAUUGUGUUUUUUUUUUAUUUUUGCUGCAAAAACUCUUAUUCUUAUCAUACAACUGACAGUAGUAUGUGCAUGUAUUUAUGUAUGUUUAGCUCUACUCUAAAUGUACUAGACAAGAAUGAAUUAGAGAAUGAACUUGUCCACUGUUUAGCAGCUGCAGUGUCUAUGUGUGUGCACUCAUAUUUACAUCCACCCUAUCCUUCAAAUAUUGUACAAUGAACCUGAGCUUAUAUUUUGUUCUCAUCCAAAUGUUGUUCCAAAAUUUGAUUGCUGUUGUAUUUAUGUGUAUUUUUUCUGUUGUGUUGUCUUUAUAUGAGAAACGAGUCCUUGUAAUCACAACAAAUUUCCGUAAGGAUCAAUAAAGCAGUCUUAGUCUUAGUCUUAGUCUUAGUCUUGAAUAUCAAAAGUCAUAUUUCUAUAGCUUAGGAUAUAAUGGAAAUAAAAUCAAUCUCUAGUUGAUAAUUACAACCUGUUAUAUGUAAUUUAUAUCUCAACUCAACAUGCUUACAAAUCAGCUUUAGUCAUACAGAAUGCCAUGAAAAUUGGGUUUUGUAAUGUCAUGAGUACAUUCAUUUAUUGAACCUUUUCCUUGCUGUACAAGCACUGACACCAGUCAUCAUGGCAUUCUAUCUGGAGGUUAUAUAUGCACAUGUUCAGUAUGCCAAAGUUUAUGUUUUAGCAAAGUGACAGAGAGCUGCAUUUGGGUUGUUAACAUACAAUUAUUGGUGCCAUUACAUAGCUAAACACUCCUUGCAAGUCCAAACAUUACUUGUAUAUCAGGAAAUAAAAUAAGACUUUCCACACAAGUUAACUCAGUGGUUGUCACUAGCUCAGCUUGCUAGUAGAUCAGCUUCUAUAAAGCAAGCAAAUAAUAAUAAAAAAGAUUUCUCUGGAUCAUGAUUUCAUAUGAAGUUCCUGCAAUGAUUGAGGAUAGAAUUGUAUACUAUGUUUAGUCAAUGCAUUCUUCCAACCCAUUUUGUGCCAUAAUGAAAUGCUUUAAGAUGGCUUGAUUUUGUUUAAUGUGUUUUAUUACUGUUUUUUUUUGUUAAAUGUUUAACAUUUGUUUACAGUCAGAAUAGUUCAUUCACUACACUCAACUGGUGUGAUGAAAAACAUGUUUCAUGCUUUGACCUCAAUUUUACUCAAUACUUAGUUAUUAGUUUGUGCAUUGAUCUCUGGGCAGUCCAGAGAAUGUGUGCAUAAGUAGCACUUGUCUAAAUGAUCCCUAAUGUUCCCUGUAACACAGGAACUUGUAUCAAAUUUGAAAAGAAAAAAAUUAGAUGAUUAUGUUUUAUUCUUGAACAGCAGCUGUUUGAUUUCCAUGUUUUGUAUAAACUGUUUCAUUUGAGUCAACUCAUUAAAGAUUCAUGUAGUUCA